AUGGCUUCACAAAACCCUAAUCAGAGAAAUUCCCUCUAUCCUCAAGUAAUCGACUCUAACCCAGAUGCUCCCUCGCAUCUCCUCAGUCCCAAUCGCUCAUCCUCUCCGAAAACCACCCUCUAUCCUUCCAUUGACUACAACGACCUCGUUGAAAACCUCUUCCCCGAGGAUGCCUCCGCAGCUAGCUUCCCCUCUGCGCCGCAGGAGGCCACUGAGGAGCUCCUCCUCCGGAUCCCCGGCACCAUCCUCAACCUCGUAGAUAAGGACUACAGCGUCGCGCUCGCGUCCGGUGACUUCUCCAUCAUCCGCCUCUGGCAGGGCGACAACGCCGUCGCCACGUACGCGCGCGUCGCCGAAGAGAUCCAAUGGCCUCUGGCGAAGGACGAGACCGCCGUGAAAGUCGACGAUUCGCACUACUUCUUCUCGUUCCGCGUCCCCAAGGGCUCCGAUCCCGAGGAGGAGGAAGAGGAUGUGCUCAGCUACGGGUUAACUAUCGCGUCGAAGGGCCAGGAGGGCCUUCUGAAGGAGCUUGACGCGGUUUUGGAGAGCUGCAGCUGCUUCUCUGUUCAGAGGGUUUCGGAUAAGGCGAAGAAGAAAGGGGAGGCUCUGGAUGAGACGGUGGCGAAGGAGGUUUCGCCCAAGGAUUUGGAGUCGGAGAAGAAGAAGGAGAUGAUGGAAGAGCGGUGCGCUGCGUAUUGGACCACUUUGGCGCCCAAUGUGGAGGAUUACAGUGGAUCUGCUGCGAGGAUGAUCGCUGCAGGGUCUGGACACGUGGUUAAGGGGAUCUUGUGGUGUGGGGAUGUAACUGUGGACAGGUUGAAAUGGGGGAAUCAGGUUAUGAAAAAGAAGAUCACUCCUGGUUCGCAUGCGGAGGUUAGUCCUCAGACCUUGAAGCGGAUUAAAAGGUGGGUUAAUGUUGUUAUUGUCAGUGUCAUUGUGAUUUCUGUGUCUAAAUCUACUUGGGCAGUUGUGGUUAAGAGAGUUACUAAAAUGACAGAGAAAGUAGCAAAUGGUUUCCUCUCGGGGGUCGUGAAAGUGUCCGGAAUUUUCACCAGUUCUGUGGUAAAUUCAAAAGCCGGAAAGAAAUUUUUCAGCUUUCUACCGGGAGAAGUUCUACUUGCAUCGUUGGAUGGAUUCAGUAAAGUGUGUGAUGCUGUUGAAGUAGCUGGAAAAAAUGUCAUGUCAACAUCAGCGACUGUGACAACCGAGCUUGUCGAUCAUAGAUACGGAGAAGAAGCAGCAGAAGCGACGAGUCAAGGAUUUAGUGCUGCUGGUCAUGCUUUAGGUACUGCCUGGGCUGCUUUUAAGAUUAGGAAGGCUAUCAACCCUAAGAGUGUUCUUAAACCUACCGCUCUUGCCAAAGCUGGUGCUAAAGCCGCAGCUGCUGAAUUUAAGGGUAAAAAAUCCAAGUAA
This is a messenger RNA of Sphenostylis stenocarpa, 1413 nucleotides long. NCBI's taxonomy places the organism in Eukaryota, Viridiplantae, Streptophyta, Magnoliopsida, Fabales, Fabaceae. The record is from the annotation of a GenBank genome assembly.